Molecule: messenger RNA, 810 nt
Organism: Penicillium soppii
Lineage: Eukaryota; Fungi; Ascomycota; Eurotiomycetes; Eurotiales; Aspergillaceae
Exons: 2
Coding region: 1-810 (269 amino acids)
Source: RefSeq, a predicted model, not a curated record
AUGAUCAAGUCUGCCGGCAAAAUACGCUUGGAGGAGGAACGCCGGUUCCUACAAAACUCCAAUAAAUGGCUAGUGAAAGAGAACGAAAAGCUCCAGCAAUGGUGCAAUAACCAGGAGCUGCUGCUUUGGGAUCGUCGUCAAGCCUUUGUUUCGGUACACCAGGGAGUUCUUGGAACAUUGCAGAAUGACCACGAUUUGGAUCUGGACCUUGAUUCAAUCUGGAGAGAAUUUCCCAAUAUGCCGACCCCACCACCUUGUCUCGCAGCCAACCACCACAGUCUCCGUUUAGUCCAACCUAAUAGCAUGCCAAAGCAUGCAAGAUACGGGGCCGGGAGGCCUGCCUUCAUCGAAUGCCUAUUCUAUCCUAGCUAUGAGAGCAGGUGCUCCUUCAGCUGGACCGGACCGGAUCCUCUAUCCCCUGACACCUGCGCCGAUGAUAUAUUCCUCUACGUGUCGGCAUUCUUCCUUUUUGAGCUCGUGGACUGGAUAGAAAUUCGGCUCAGCAAACUCAGCAUAGGAAACAAAGAGGUCGUGGAAGAGUACCCGUUCUUUCUUCCACGGGUUGAAUCGAUGCUGGGGAAUCUACCCAGAACGCGUGGUCAGAUACAUGAUAUCGUUUCGCGGGGUAACCACGUGGAAAGCGUUGGAGAAAUCCGGUUUCAACUGUCUAUGUGGCCACGGACUGAGAGUCCAGAGAAAUCUGCUAUGCGGGGUACGAUCCCUCUAUCUUACAUCCACCCUUCCAUGCAAGUAUCAUCGCUUGAUCCACAGCUUUUUGUGCAAAAUAUUGUAGGAAACUGGGGGCCGUGA